AUGUCACAAACCCCUGCUAAUCCGCUAGAAUCUACCUCUACUUCUAAUACCACUACUAUUAAUAGCGCCCCUAAUAACGCUUAUAAUACUUCUGUUACUAGCGCGACUACUAAUCCUUCAACUAUUAGCACCACCUCAACUAUACAAUCUUCAAGCAACUCCAAAAAGCAACUAUAUGAACAAACUUCACAAUACCGUAACUGGCGAUUCUCCAAAAAACGACUAAAAGAUCUCCGGGAGCAAGCCAACAAAUCAGGUGUCGAAAGAGUAAAAAAGAACAUGACAGAAGAUCUGAAACUCGCCGAAACCGCCCCACCAAAAUCACAAAGCAGCAGUCCCAUACAACACUAUCAGAAUUCGCCGCUUCCUCAAUCACUCCAAAACUCGCCACUGCCUGCAUCCCUUCAAAAUUCGCCGCGCCCCUCUUACACGAACUCGCCUCGUUACGGUGGUGGUGGAGGAACGCCAGAAGACGUUCAGUUUCUGACGGCUGACGAAGAGCUGGUGAUUUGUCAGUACUAUGAAAUGAUUAUUCAGCAGAUCCCGGCGACCGGGUUCAGUGAGCAGCUGAGGGCCACGGCGAUUGUGUUUAUGAAAAGGUUUUAUUUGCGGAAUACUGUGAUGGAUUAUCAUCCAAAGAUGAUUAUGUUGGCAUCGCUGUUUCUCGCGGCGAAAUGCGAAAAUAGCACUAUUGGCCAUGAAGAAUUUCGCGCAUUGAUGAAGAAGACCUCGCGCGUGGAUUUGGCGAAGGAAACACUAUUUCAACUUGAGUUGGCAUUAUCGCAGAGCAUGAACUAUGAAUAUGCCGUGCAUCAUCCACACAAGAGUGCUUACGGCUUGUAUCUAGAUAUGCAAAGCUACUACUCAAAAGACAUUAAGAAAAUACAAAAAAUCUAUGAGAAAUCCAAAGAACACAUAAAGCAGUCGCUUUUAACCGACUUAACGUUCUUCUAUCAACCAUCACAGAUAGCAAUGGGAUGUAUGCGCUUAGCAUCUCGAUCACCCAAAAUUGCCUUCGAUUUUGAUGCUUAUAUUCGCGAAAAGUUUAGUGGUGCGCAAUCAAAACACUCAAAAGAUGUGUCCGAACAGCAACUAAAGGAUUUGUUUGAGAUACUUGAUGAUAUUGAAAAGACAAUUGAGAGCUAUACACCUGUUGAUAAGAAAAAGGCUCAAGAAUAUGAUCUUAAGCUUCGUUCUUGUAAGAAUCCGGCCAAGGAUCCUACGAGUUAUAUCUCACAGAAACGUAAAGCUAUAGAAAAAGAGGAACGUGAAGCUAAAAGAUUAAAAAAGCAGGCUGCCAAUAAAGCUUAUCAGGAAGAAUUGGAAUUAGUGUUUCUUAAUCAAGAUAAUUCUUUUAAAUCAGAACAUUGA
Molecule: messenger RNA, 1371 nt
Organism: Ambispora leptoticha
Lineage: Eukaryota; Fungi; Glomeromycota; Glomeromycetes; Archaeosporales; Ambisporaceae
Source: the annotation of a GenBank genome assembly